Molecule: messenger RNA, 573 nt
Organism: Camellia sinensis
Lineage: Eukaryota; Viridiplantae; Streptophyta; Magnoliopsida; Ericales; Theaceae
Source: RefSeq, a predicted model, not a curated record
UCUCAAACCCAAAAAUCCCCAAUCUUUACUUACCCACCCCCUCUCUCUCUCUCUCUAUCGCGAUCGACGGCGAGCGGCGUCGGAGCAGCUUCGUCAAUUACCCUAUCCCUCAAUUACCCUUAUUCUUCUACUCACCCCAAACCCACUUCAUCACUCAGGUCUCUAAGCUUCUCUUCCACCACUUGUCACAAUGUCUUCUCCACAGGUUUGAUUUCGAUGAGCCCUAUUGUGAGGCCGACUCGUCACUCGAUUAUUUGCGAGGAUGCUCCGAAUAAGAAGGCCGAUUCGGCUGCGAAGAGAGCUCGUCAAGCAGAGAAGAGGCGUGUCUACAACAAAGCUCGGAAAUCCGAGGUCAAGACUCGGAUGAAGAAGCUGAAUAUAUUCCUGGACGGACUGAUGUCCAGUGCUUGCAUCGUUGGCAGAAGGUUCUUAAUCCUGAACUCGUCAAAGGACCUUGGACAAAGGAGGAGGAUGAUUGCAUAAUUGGAUUAGUUGAGAAGUAUGGUUGUAAGAAAUGGUCUGCUAUUGCAAAGUUCUUACCAGGUCGAAUAGGCAAGCAGUGCCGAGAAAGGU